GGCAACGCGAGACUACCAAAGCACAGACAUCACGUUAGUUGCAGCACGUCUAAAGUUAAACAGUGUUGUUAAGAGAGAAAUUACAACGUCGUGAUCGAGAGCUCCCGGCGGUGAAGUUGGCAUUAGAUGAGUGGAGACACUGGCAGGAGGGCGCCAAGGACCCAUUCGUCAUCCUCACCGACCAUUGGAACCUGGAGUACAUAUGGACAGCGAGGAGGCUGAAUCCACUCCAAGCAAGGUGCGAGGGCCAUCCUGUGCCACCAGUCAAUUGAUGGUGGAUCACCUUCUGACCCUGUGGUCGCCAGGUGACCCGGGUGCCAUAGAAUUGACCUGGAUGGAUGUGCCUAGCGACAAGCUGCUGGAGCCCAUCAUCUGCAUGUCUGACAUGCUGUGCUCACUAUCCACCACGCAACCCACAGUUAACCACCACGCAACCCACAGUUAACCACCACGCAACCCACAGUUAACCACCACGCAACCCACAGUUAACCACCACGCAACCCACAGUUAACCACCACGCAACCCACAGUCAACAUGGAGGUCUUGUUCAAGGUCAGGAAGUUCACAGAGGACUUAGAGCAGGAGGGUUGAGAGGCCCUGGUUGGCAGGGGCUUUACUACUCCUUACUCAGUCUCUCCUAUCAAGACCCAACUCCAGUCAAAUAGUAGCUACAGUAGUACAACACUACGAACCUGCAUUGACAAGAAUGAUGGAGUAUUUUAACUUACACACAAUUGUUUUUUUUUUGCAUAUCCCAACUCCCUUUGAGACACCCACAAGUGCCUUAUUUUCUCACUUUGUUGACUCCGGUAUUUGAGCCAGCAACCUUUCAGUAACUGGCCCAGUGAUCUAAAGUUGAGGCUACAUGCCGCCCCUUAGUGGGUCUGUAGGGUGACUCCCCUAGUGGGUCUGGAACCCAGGUCAGCAGCACUACAUUGCUGUGUGUCUGUAUAGUUGAGGGUAUAUUGGUUUAGUAAUACUCAAUUCUGUUCUGUUUCCAGAGGGGAUCUCAAUGCUGUUACACGUAGCCACGAUCACCAAGCUACCCUGACUUAAUACAACCUCAAUUCAAAAAGAACAAGAUGUGCUUGUCAUUGUUUUAUUUUUUACUUGUAUUAUAGUAUACCCACAUUUCUGUCCACUACUUUUGAAUCAGGUAGUAAUUCAACAGAUACAUGUGCUGCCUUUCCAACUGAUGUCAAGUUCCAACACAAAUAUUCAUUUGAAAAAACAAUAGACUUUCACAUUGUAUGUCUGUUGUUUAAACAAUGUAAUCAUAAUAUAUGCCAUUUAGCAGAUGCUUUCAUCCAAAGCGACUUACAGUCAUUUGCACAUACAUUUUACGUAUGGGUUUCCCCGGGAAUCGAACCCACAACCCUGGUGGUGGGAUCGGC
Messenger RNA from Oncorhynchus keta (chum salmon), 1394 nucleotides. RefSeq names its product vacuolar protein sorting-associated protein 4B-like. The coding region runs from base 203 to 445 and encodes 80 amino acids. The transcript is spliced from 4 exons. The record is from RefSeq and is a predicted model, not a curated record. Lineage: Eukaryota; Metazoa; Chordata; Actinopteri; Salmoniformes; Salmonidae.